CACAAAGUAAUUCGAAAGGCCAAGGAAGGAAAAAAGUGAUGGGUCCCACGACAACACCACCAUUGGCCUCACCAAACGAAGUAACGAACCUCCUCCUUAUAAACUAACUUUUCCAUCUCCAUUUACCAUUCGCCACAUGUCGCCCGCAGAUUCUAUCCCCACUUGUUGCUCAUUAUGUGCUCGAUAAAAUGCGCAAACCAUAUUUCGAACUUCAAUUUUCACAGAGAUGAUGGAGGAAGAGAGUGGCAGUGGCGAUGGCGUUGCUUGCAACAACUGCUCUGUGUAUUGUCGAGCUGACGGAUCCUACUUGUGUACCGGCUGUGACUCCCGAAUUCACGCAGUCAAUCAAGAGCCUUCUGGCCAAGAACGAGUGCUGGUGUGCGAGGCCUGUGAGCGAGCACCAGCUGUAUUUCUCUGCAAGGCGGACGCCGCCUUGCUCUGCACCUCCUGCGACGCAAAUGUCCACUCCGCCAACCCCCUCUCACGCCGACACCAUCGUGUCUCAAUCUCAGGCAGCCCCUACACGCAACCAGGGACGAUUGGGACAGAAUUUCUGAGUCAGGAGGCAGAGGAGGAGGAGGCAGCUUCAUGGUUAUUGCUGAAUCCAGUGAAGACUAGCACCACGACCACCACCAACAACGACAAGCAGAUUAAUAAUGUUAACAAUGGGGUUUUGUUGGGCGAGGAGUAUUUGGACCUUUUCGGGUACAAUUCAAUUGGUGGCAAUCAGUUCAAUGAGCAAUACAAUCAAGAUGAUCAGGAGGAGCAGAAGUGUUACAGUAUUGUUCUACAGAAGAGUAGUUAUGGAGGUGACAGUGUCGUGCCUGUUCAGUGUGGAGAAGCCAAGGAUGGUCUGCAACAACACCAAUUGAAUUUUCAGCUUGGUUUGGAGUAUGAGCCCUCAAAGCCAAAGGUGUACAGCUUCAAUGGUUCGGUUAGCCCAAGUAUUCCCAUUUCAUCGUUGGAAGUUGGAGUGGUACCAGAAUCCACAAUUAGUGGCAACUCACUUUCACUUUCCCAUACAAGGCCUCCAACAGGAGCCAUUGGUCUUUUCUCUGCAGCUCCAGUUCAGAUGCCACAACAACUCACUCAAAUGGACAGAGAGGCCAGAGUUUUAAGGUACAGAGAGAAGAAGAAGACGCGCAAGUUCGAGAAAACAAUCCGGUACGCCUCAAGAAAGGCGUACGCAGAAACAAGAGCGCGAAUAAAAGGCCGGUUCGCGAAGAGAACGGAUGUAGAAAGUGAAGUAGACCAGAUGUUCUCCACAACAUUGAUGACUGAAACUGGAUAUGGCAUUGUCCCUUCAUUCUGAAUUAACAGCUGGAAAAUAAAGAACAAUACUUCCUUAUGUGGGUGUUGUCUAAUAUAUAUAUAUAUAUAUAUAUAUAUAUAUAU
This is a messenger RNA of Tripterygium wilfordii, 1395 nucleotides long. Its product is annotated as zinc finger protein CONSTANS-LIKE 2-like. NCBI's taxonomy places the organism in Eukaryota, Viridiplantae, Streptophyta, Magnoliopsida, Celastrales, Celastraceae. Gene Ontology annotation, biological process: regulation of flower development. The coding region runs from base 227 to 1312 and encodes 361 amino acids. The record is from RefSeq and is a predicted model, not a curated record. The transcript is spliced from 2 exons. Gene Ontology annotation, molecular function: protein binding; zinc ion binding. Gene Ontology annotation, cellular component: nucleus.